AAACUUUCGAAAGUAUAAAAAGCUCAUCCAAAGCUGACUGGGAGACACGUGAUCCUUCCCCUUCUUGCUUUCUUACCUUGAUCUUCUAGUUUCACUUCGUCUCUGCGAGAAACUAACAAGCCUCCGUGUCUUUACAAUCCUAUCUCUAAUUUCUCUCUUAAUCUUCUGUAAUUUCUCGUAAAUCAAGAUUGAAAGCAAAACCAAUGGUGAAAGAUACAACUUUUUAUGACAUUUUGGGGGUUAGUGUCGAUGCGUCAUCGGCAGAGAUCAAGAAGGCAUACUAUCUCAAGGCAAAAGUAGUUCAUCCAGAUAAAAACCCCGGUGAUCCAAAAGCUGCAGAUAAUUUUCAGAUACUUGGUGAAGCAUACCAGAUCUUAAGUGAUCCUCAGAAACGUGAAGGAUACGACAAGUAUGGAAAGGAAGGAAUAACAGAGGAAAUCAUGUUGGAUCCUUCAGCUGUCUUUGGAAUGCUAUUUGGAAGUGAAUUAUUUGAAGAUUAUGUUGGUCAACUUGCACUGGCUACAUUAUCAUCUUUUGAAAAUGAAGACGACAUACAGGACAAGGAAAUGCAACAGCAGAGAAAUCAAGAGAAGAUGAGGGUGCUGCAGAAAGAGAGAGACGAAAAGCUAAUAACAAAUCUCAAAAUUCGCCUUGAAACAUUUGUUGAAGGCCAGGAGAAUGAGUUUACAAAUUGGGCCCAAUCAGAAGCACGCCGCCUCUCUACAGCUGCAUUUGGUGAGGCUAUGCUGCACACCAUUGGUUAUAUCUACACGAGGAAAGCUGCUAGGGAGCUUGGAAAGGACAGACGGUAUAUGAAGGUACCAUUUUUAGCAGAAUGGGUACGGGAUAAAGGACACCUGAUGAAAUCACAAGUAAUGGCUGCUUCAGGUGCUGUUUCCUUAAUUCAAAUACGGGAGGAGUUAAAGAAGUUGAAUGGAGUAGAAAACCAAGAAGAGAGCAUGCAGAAAAUCCUUGAAGAUAAGAAGGAUUCAAUGCUUCAAUCACUUUGGCAGAUCAAUGUGCUUGAUAUUGAGAGUACUUUAUCACGUGUGUGCCAAGCAGUACUGAAAGACCCUAGUGUGUCCCGUGAUGUCCUGAAGUCACGGGCUAAAGGAUUGAAAAAACUUGGAACAAUCUUCCAAGGUGCCAAAGCUGCUUACAGUCGAGCCAACAGCUUGCGCCAUGAAGAUGACAAGGCAAUAAAUACCGGUUCAACAUCAUAGAUAUAUCGAUUGAUACUUAGCGGAUCCCAAUUCUUCAUUUCUACAGGUGCAUAUGGAGUCUUCGAUGUGUCUGGUUAUGUAUCUACCAUGUCUGCUGAACUCCGAAAACUGACCAGUCUAUAUAUUAUAGGCGAAAUUCGUUAAUUUAAUCCUAUAUCUGUAUUGAUUAAUUAUUUUUUAUCUCGUGGUUUUAAUUCGGUAAAAAGACCCUUGUGUUUUUAAA
Populus nigra (black poplar) is the source of this 1446-nucleotide messenger RNA. Its product is annotated as chaperone protein dnaJ 10-like. Lineage: Eukaryota; Viridiplantae; Streptophyta; Magnoliopsida; Malpighiales; Salicaceae. The record is from RefSeq and is a predicted model, not a curated record. The transcript is spliced from 10 exons. Bases 204 to 1223 code for a protein of 339 amino acids.